Aaosphaeria arxii CBS 175.79 is the source of this 1168-nucleotide messenger RNA. RefSeq names its product NAD(P)-binding protein. The transcript is spliced from 2 exons. The coding region runs from base 167 to 1033 and encodes 288 amino acids. NCBI's taxonomy places the organism in Eukaryota, Fungi, Ascomycota, Dothideomycetes, Pleosporales. Gene Ontology annotation, molecular function: oxidoreductase activity. The record is from RefSeq and is a predicted model, not a curated record.
CAGCAUGCAUGGCCCCAUUAUCCUAUUGAUCAUCGCAGUUCCAUAUAUCUACUAGCCGGCGUUCUCUAUGGAGUGGAAUUUACAAGACCCAAAGCUCUCAAACCUUUUAACACUCGUUUGCGAAUUUGAGGUCACUCUUCCAUAAAUAUCUACCACCCACUUAGAGAUGGCCGACUAUAGACCACAGGCACCUCAGGUUCAGCAGCAAGAUUUGAAGGGAAAGGUAGCCCUUAUAACAGGCGCAACCAAAGGAAUCGGCCGUGCCAUAGCAAUAGACCUCGCAACGCGGGGUGCCUCCAUCCUAGGAACCUACACAUCCUCACAAUCCGCCCACAACUUCGACACUCUAUCCCACACCAUUACCUCCAUCUACAACUCAACAUCAUCCUCUCCAACACCCACAACUCCCCUCCUCAAAGGCAUUCCCGCAGACAUAACCUCUCUCACCAGCAUCGACACCGUCCUUGACGCCCUCCAAACCUUUCCCACCCCAAAACUCGACACCCUCGUCCUCAAUGCAAGCUACAACGUACACCCACCCCUCGGCACCGCAACCCCGGACGACAUAUCCAAAACCCUGAUCGCAAACCUCCACUGGCCGACCCAGCUCGUCGAAACGCUAACCCGCGACAACCUCUUCAACCCCAACGCCCGCAUCGUCGUCAUCUCUAGCGACCGCCUGCGUCUGCCGCGCCCGGGAUUCUCGCUCUACGCGGUGUCGAAGGCGGGAUUGGAGGCGUUGGUGCGCACUUGGGCGAUCGAACUGCCGCUGAAGUUCCCUGGCACGACGGCGAAUGCGGUGAGUGUGGGGAUGACGGACACGCCACUGUUUAGGAGCUACCCGAGGGAGCGGCAGCAGGCGGUCAUCGACGAAUGGAUGGCGAAGGUGAAGGUUGUUGAAGGAGGCAGGAUGGGGUUUCCGGAGGAUGUCGCGGAUGUUGUGGGGUGGUUGGUUAGUGAGAAGAGUAGGUGGCAGACGGGGAGUGUGGUUGCGGCUAAUGGGGGCUCGGUUUUCGUGGGAGGGUCGAAUUGAGAGGGUUGGGUUUCUUUGGGGAUUAUGCGAUGGUGGUGAUGUGUUUUGUGUAGACGUUGGGGGUUGGAGGGAGAGAGAAAUGCUGGCGAAGACGAGGUGUUCUUGAUGUCUGUAAACAUUGCUUGCGUUUCUUGA